Molecule: messenger RNA, 1214 nt
Organism: Drosophila willistoni
Lineage: Eukaryota; Metazoa; Arthropoda; Insecta; Diptera; Drosophilidae
Gene: Gapdh2
Product: glyceraldehyde-3-phosphate dehydrogenase 2
Exons: 2
Coding region: 92-1090 (332 amino acids)
Biological process (GO): glucose metabolic process
Molecular function (GO): NAD binding; oxidoreductase activity, acting on the aldehyde or oxo group of donors, NAD or NADP as acceptor; NADP binding
Source: RefSeq, a predicted model, not a curated record
AUACCAGAACGAAAGAGCUGAAUUUCGCUUACUAAAGGCAGUCGAUUCCUUGCGAGCGAACUGAACGAAAGUAAAAGUGUAAAAAGUAAUCAUGUCGAAAAUCGGUAUUAACGGAUUUGGCCGCAUCGGUCGCCUGGUACUGCGUGCUGCCAUCGACAAGGGAGCCCAAGUCGUUGCCGUCAACGAUCCCUUCAUCGAUGUUAGCUACAUGGUCUACCUGUUCAAGUUCGACUCUACCCAUGGACGUUUCAAGGGUACCGUUGCCGCUGAGGGCGGUUUCCUGGUUGUCAACGGCCAGAAGAUCACCGUUUUCAGCGAGCGCGACCCCGCUAACAUCAACUGGGCCAGUGCUGGCGCUGAAUACGUUGUGGAAUCGACUGGUGUGUUCACCACCACCGAGAAGGCCUCCACUCACUUGAAGGGUGGUGCCAAGAAGGUUGUCAUCUCGGCUCCCUCUGCUGAUGCUCCCAUGUUCGUCUGCGGCGUCAACUUGGAUGCCUACAGCCCCGACAUGAAGGUCGUCUCCAACGCCUCUUGCACCACAAACUGCUUGGCUCCAUUGGCUAAGGUUAUCAACGACAACUUCGAGAUUGUUGAGGGUCUGAUGACCACUGUGCAUGCCACCACUGCCACCCAAAAGACCGUCGAUGGUCCAUCUGGCAAAUUGUGGCGUGAUGGUCGUGGUGCUGCCCAGAACAUCAUCCCAGCCUCCACUGGCGCUGCCAAGGCUGUUGGCAAAGUCAUUCCGGCUUUGAACGGCAAAUUGACCGGCAUGGCUUUCCGUGUCCCCACACCCAAUGUGUCUGUUGUUGACUUGACUGUCCGCUUGGGUAAGGGCGCUUCCUACGAUGAGAUUAAGGCCAAGGUUCAGGAGGCUGCCAAUGGUCCACUGAAGGGCAUUCUCGGCUACACCGAUGAGGAAGUCGUCUCCACCGAUUUCCUUAGCGACACUCACUCGUCGGUCUUUGACGCCAAGGCUGGCAUCUCUCUCAACGACAAGUUCGUCAAACUCAUUUCCUGGUAUGACAACGAGUUCGGUUACUCCAACCGUGUCAUCGAUUUGAUCAAGUACAUGCAGAGCAAGGAUUAAGCGGAAUUUAAUCUGAUAUUUAUUCUACAAAUAAAUUUGAAAUACAUACAUAUAGAAAUCCAUGCAUACACAUAUGUUUAUUGUUAUUAAAUAAAGUUUCGCUUUGUGUGUAGUUGUCAAAUUA